AUGGAUUUUGUUUUCCCAGUAUUUGUUCCAGCGAGCGACUGUGUGGUGGAAAAGACUGUUACGGAGAAAAAGUCACUUUGGGAACUUGUCAUUGAGGCUUCAUCCAACCGGACGUAUUCCCGGACAACUGAUGCCGAUACCGUGUACUGCGCGCGCCCAGAUGAAGGCGCGAAUGCUUACGGUAAGCCCGAGGGCGACGAUAGCGAUUACGAGAAGGAGGCUUCCGCAGCCAUCGCACCCACCUCCAGGAGUUCGUGGAUCCCAACACCGUACAUGACGAAAAAUCUUCUUUCCUCGGGGUUCGUUUCUCAGUUUUGCACGCUAAAUGCUAUCGAGUGCUCGGCGAGAGUGCCACCGCCCCCGUGCCUGCGUUUGGAGGACUUACAACUACCGCCAGUGGCUCUGAAACGUCUGCGCGAGCAGUUGUUGCAGUCAUUGCGCAAGAAGUUUCGUACGGGGAGUGUUGUUAAGUCGUUCCACACAUCUCAAAAAACGGACGAACCAGACCUGCGAGAGCUGCGAGAAAUCGUGCUUAAUGGUGCUACGGGGGAGCAAGAAGGAAAGCAGUGUAGUGAAGAAGAAAGGGUUGAAUGCAUGGCUGCAGGCGGCGAUGAUGGGGAGGGGGAGGAUAGGUUGGUCCUGACGGCAUUGCAGCAGGUGACGUUAACAUCGAUGCUACUUGGCCACCACACGGUAAGCGUCGCACCACAUGGAACGGGGAAGAAAACUGCGGGACUCAUAGCGACGGCCGCCCUCACACUAGCAAGAGAAUGUGAUACACUGAAGGAAUCUUUGAAAAAGGAGGAACAACAGCAAGAGGUUAAGGAGGAAUCAGAAAAGAGUCAAACAUUUCCCUCGUUGGCCCCACGGGCCAUAGUACUUCUCAGCAGCUUCCGCGAGCUGCAACGGUGCAACCGAUGGCUUCAGUAUGUUUUCACUGCUGAGGCAUUUGUACCUCUCACCUUCCGCCGCGGCACGGCCCAACUGGUGAAACUGCCCGUGCUGUUCGCACCUCCGCCCCGCAGGCCCGUUCGUGCCUUACUCGAUCAUCCCGUGCAGCCUCCAUUGGACUUACUGCCACAACAACAACCCGUACCACAGGAACCAGAGGACCGUCAGGAGCCCCGGGUACUUGAAGAGGAGGCUCAGGAGAGACAGGAGAGUUUGCGUGAAUCUGACCACCGAGGGCACAAGAGACUGCGUGAGCUCUCGGACGAUUGUCACCACCGUCGGGGACACCGUUACCGCAGCCGUAGCCGAAGUCUAAGGCAGCGUCAUCGCCACCACCACCGUCGGGACCGUCACCGCGGAAGCAGCAGGUCGGUAACGGGACGCGAGGUGGAGGGGCGAAAGCAGAGAUAUCGUGAUUGUUCUGAGGACCGGAAGCGGAGGAGACGCAGCCACAGCGGAAGGGGAAGAAGGGAGAGAUCUCGCCGCCGCUACCGCAGCAGAAGCCUAAGGUCAGACAGCCAUGAGCGUAACGGAGGUCGUCGUGGCACACAUAAGCGGGACCCACCCCGUCCCCACUCGUCUCACUCAAACGUGGCUGAGGGUACCCGGAAACCAAGUGACCAACAAAAAGGAGAUGAUGCACCUCACUCGGCAGCACCACCACUACCUUCUUCAACGCCACCAGAGCCGGCACAGCUGACGGUACGCCAGUCCGUUCUUGACGACGUGGAGGAAGUCCCGCAUUGCUUACAGCAGCACGUGCCUAUACUCCUCGCAACGCACCAGUCCUUUGCAGAUGCGCUGCAGGAGGUGCGUGGGCAGGCUGAAAUGCUGCCAUUCGAGUGUAUUCGUGUUGUGUGUAUCAGUGAUGCAGAUCGCGUGGCGCAACCAAACUCCCAGGCUUCCCUCCUCCCUUCGUGGUGGGUUUCUUUCUCGAACGCCGUUGACGUAGAUUGUCAGUUUAUUGUUUCGGCUUCUCGCAUGCUUGACGAAGUAGACACAUGGCUGCGGGAGACAGUUCUUAAUGAUACGCCGAAUGUGAUAAAUCGUUACCGCCAGCGGGAUGAUACCGUGUGGCUCGCCGUUCAACACAUAAUAGAGGUCGUACAUGUAGAUGAACCCACCGACUACAGGCAAUCGAGGCAGUCUUAUGAGGGUGUGGAAGGGGCCAAACUUGAUCGGCUUGCCGACAUCGUCACACGCCACUUUUCGCCGCCUCAUGGCACUGGUGCUGCCGAUGGUGCAGCAGGCAAUGUAGCGGACGCUUCAUCUCCACACCAUGCAUCGUCGGUGGUGGGACGCCUAAUUGUCAUGGUCUCUUCGAGGAAGGAACAGGAGGCGGUGUUUUCCCAUUUGUUUUCUCUACUUCAAUCACAGAGCGACCGGGUUCGUUGUACGUGUCAGUGGGAGGAAUUCCAGCAAGGUAAUGCUGAUUUGCUUGUAGCAUACGACUGGAUGGUAACCAUUGCCCACGACCACAGUGAGGGUGAAAGCAGGAGCCACUGCCCGGUUAGUGUGGUGGUAAACUAUAGUUUUCCGCGCAUGUUGUUGGCACCUGGGAAGGAAGAGUCUUUGCUGGAAUGUCUUGUCAUUCGGACGCGUAGCUUACUGUGCGGUUACGCGCCUGCUGGUGUUAAUGAUCACCCGAAAGACCAAAGGAGUGGUGUCUUUGGAAGAGAGGGGAAUAUCACUAGGAUGCCCCUCAGUGUCUUAACGAUUUUAACUGCGAGGCAGGUGCACGGGCGACUUGGCAGAUUGCUACAGCAGCGCGCUCAAGCUCUAACGUCGGAGUGA
Messenger RNA from Trypanosoma brucei brucei TREU927, 2745 nucleotides. RefSeq lists its product as hypothetical. NCBI's taxonomy places the organism in Eukaryota, Euglenozoa, Kinetoplastea, Trypanosomatida, Trypanosomatidae. The transcript has a single exon. The record is from RefSeq and is a predicted model, not a curated record. Bases 1 to 2745 code for a protein of 914 amino acids.